GGGAAAUUGAAAUAAAUAGACGUUUGAACCUCACUGCUUGGUCUUCAGUGAAACUCGCUUUAGCAGUGUGCUUAAAGCCUUGGGUUGCUUAAAACGAUGGGGGAUCGAGUGGAGCUGCAGAUCACACCAGAGACUCCAGGCAGGCCCUCCAUAAGGAACCCCUUUGAGAGUCCCACUGACUACCACCGUCUCCAUGAGCCCCUGGUGCCCAGCCCCUCUGUCUUCAAGUCCAAGCCCUGCAAAGCUACUCCAGUUAAGUUUAACUGGUCCAUUGAUGAGAUGGCCAGUCUGCUGCCAGUGCACAUAGACCCAGAAGACAUACAACGACAAUCCUUUUACCUCAGCAAGACAAGGAUAGAUUCUGAUAUUGAGGAGAAGCGGCAGAAUGCUAUUGAAGAGUUUUUCACCAAAGGAGCCAUAGUCCCCUCUCCCUGGGCGGCCCCAGACAUCCGGAAAGCCUCUCAGAUUUCUAAGAAAAAGUCAAUAUCACCAUUAAUAACUGAGGAGCCAGAAAAACUCACUGUUGCAUGUCAGACAACCCUUUCACUACCUGUGACUUUUGAUUUGGAGAAAAUACUAGGGGAAUAUUACUGCUGCGAGGAGGUGUGUGAGGCUGUUCAGGAGAGCCUUAGCUCCUCCUCUCUCAGACGAAAACUCUUCCUCGAUGGUCAAGGCAGCAUCAGUAGUGGCUCUGACAACUCCAGCCCGCCGAGCCCAGAGAGAGAGCCGUCUAGGGAGCAGAAGCUGUCGCUGGGCCGGGGAGGAAAGGGAGCUGUGGGAGGAGGUGAAAGCACAGAGGGAGAAGUUUUUCCCUCCAUCUGCUCCUCCCCUUUGUCAUGUGGCAUUACAACUCAGACCCCCUCUACGGGUCAGUUCUCUUCGAGUCCCAUCCAGCAUGGUCGUUUCCGUGACUGCAGCCUGGGCAGCAUCACCAGUCCUCUGGUCCCCGACAGGUCGUCUCCUGCUGGCCUCCUGUCCCCUACGCUUUCUCCUAUUGGUGCACAAUCAGCACACACGCCCCAAGGCUCAGCUGAGAGGAAGCAGCUGAGCUUUUUGACUCCAGACGAUGUCCCUCUAGACCUGAAUGUCACCUCCUGCACUGAGAGCCCAUUUGUCGAGGGCUGCUCUCCAAUCCGUAGCUAUUCCCCGCACCACCUCAGUUGCCACAGCGAACCCCAGCACAGUGCCAGGCCCAAGCCCAGGCCCAGGGUUCGAUGCUGGGCCUCACCUCCCCUCAUUUCCCCAAUCCUUAACCCUAAGCUCCAGGACUGUCAGGAGCUUGAGGACCAUUCCCCCUCAAACUCUCUCCCCUCUAUGGAGUUAGACCUGUCUCCCUCCCCAGCGCAGGACAUUCACCCCAUUAAUGCUGAGUCACACCAGUGUCUGAAUGGCCUUGGUGAGGGAGCUGGCUUGAAGCCUCUGGAACCUGUAAAAAUGGAGGAAGGGACAGAGACUUUGAUGAAUGGGAGGUUAGAGAACAUUAUUGAAGAUGAGGAAGAGGAGGAGCCUGAGGGGCUGUCAGCUCAGUUGACCAGCUCUCGGAUGGUGAAUGUGUCAGUUGCUGAUUUCUCUCAGAUAUCAGUGUCUCUUCUGGCUGAGGGAAGCAGCAUACGCUACGACUCCAGCAUGCAGGUGGACAGUGGAUACAACACUACCUCAGCGGGCGCUGCCAGUCUUAUAGAUGGCUUCAGUUCAGACUGUCACAGCAAGGAGUCCUUCAGUUCAAACCUUGCAGAAGAGCCCUUCCCCUUCACUAGGCACACUAAAGUUAAGGCAUUUUAUCCUCAUCACUGACUGAUCUGAUUGGUGCAUUUACAGAGAAGCCUCUUCCAGUUGAACUGUAAUGAAAUGAAAUGAAAUACAAGUUUACACAAUGUUGGAAGCGUUCAUAUGGAGAUCAGUUGGUUCACACUGUUGUGCUGUGGUACAGGGGUUACAUGUGGUUGUUCCUGACUUUGGGGAGUUGGCUCAGAGCUGCUAUCUCCACUGGCUAAGGUUUUGGCUCGUGGACACUAUUUUUCACUCUCCAGUUUUGGGAGAUUCUCAGCGUCACUAAAGCUUUUUGACUAAAGAAACAAUGCUCAACCUUGGGGUUGGAGACAUGGACAAAAUCAAAUAUCAAUAUUUUUGAAUGAAUACUGCUGUUGAUAUUGUAAUGUUAUCGUAGGGAUGACUAUUGGUGCUUUCACAAAAUAAUUACACAAUGACUUUUUAGAUAAACAGUCAUUAGUAAUGGAGAGAUAAUGACCAACCAGUUAGAGGCGAAUAAUAGAACAGCUAGGACAGUCUAAAGAGUUUACAAAAUUACAUCCUUUUACUGUAAUGCAGUCUUUAAAACCAGGAUAAGACAACACUUGUGCAGUAUCACGAUAGUGCGAUAUCUAAAACCCCAGAGGAUAUUUAGUGUUAUAUCAGGAUACCAAUAUAUUGAUAUCUUUAUCACGGUUGUAGCUCAACCAGGUGUCAUCACUGUUUACAAGAGCUGGGUUUGCCCACAGCUCUGAUCUUAUUACCAUUAUAAACCAAUGAAAAAUGAUCUUAUAUCAAAAUUUAUUUUGUAACCUGAGGCCAGUUCACCAGAAUAGGGAAGAUAAAAUUUUAUGUCAUUAUGUCUGCACUGAACCCUGCACAAUAACCUCCUUGAAUGCUGUAUUUGUGACAUUUAACUUUAUUCAUUUGGUGCUGACAUGAACAAGGGACUGAUAAAUCCUGACUUUCAACUCUUAGCAAAUUUGUACUAUACUUAUGCUUUUUUUCCCCUCAAAAUGUUUAUCAUGACAAUGAAUCCAGCCUGUACACUACUGGUGUGUUUUUUUUUUAACUUAAUUGAACAAAUGACUUUUAAUGGUUGAAAUUCAAAUUAUUUUUAGGUAUUGAUGAUUACAAUAUUUAUUCUUGUGGAACCACACUGAAUGCCGCUAGUUAAUUAAAAGCUGACAAUGAGCCAUAUGUAUAGCUUUUUCAAAUUGUAUGUUUGGGCUGCAACAUUGUCACAUUAAAUCUACCUGAACUUGU
This is a messenger RNA of Myripristis murdjan (pinecone soldierfish), 3015 nucleotides long. It is a transcript of the gene bora, whose product is annotated as bora aurora kinase A activator. The coding region runs from base 97 to 1794 and encodes 565 amino acids. NCBI's taxonomy places the organism in Eukaryota, Metazoa, Chordata, Actinopteri, Holocentriformes, Holocentridae. The transcript has 12 exons. Gene Ontology annotation, cellular component: nucleus; cytoplasm. Gene Ontology annotation, molecular function: protein kinase binding. The record is from RefSeq and is a predicted model, not a curated record. Gene Ontology annotation, biological process: regulation of mitotic spindle organization; regulation of mitotic nuclear division; activation of protein kinase activity.